Molecule: messenger RNA, 3530 nt
Organism: Xiphias gladius (swordfish)
Lineage: Eukaryota; Metazoa; Chordata; Actinopteri; Istiophoriformes; Xiphiidae
Gene: map6a
Product: microtubule-associated protein 6a
Exons: 4
Coding region: 338-1498 (386 amino acids)
Biological process (GO): regulation of microtubule cytoskeleton organization; microtubule cytoskeleton organization; cytoskeleton-dependent intracellular transport
Cellular component (GO): Golgi-associated vesicle; microtubule; cis-Golgi network
Molecular function (GO): calmodulin binding; microtubule binding
Source: RefSeq, a predicted model, not a curated record
CGGGCGGGGUCGUUCUUGCUUGCAGAGCGCUGCCGCGGGGUGAUGUAGCAAGACGUGCGGGACAGAGCGGACACACAGGGAAGCAGAACUAACGUCAGUACGGUUGUUGUUGUUGUUUUAAGCUAAACUCGUUAACAUAUAUGUCAGUGUUUUAGAAGUACGAUGGAUUUACUUAACAACGUAAUCUAACGUCAACAACAUUGGAGCCAUACGUGCAGCCUAACACACGGACAUCUUGUUUUUCUCAUAUUGGGACACCGGGGUGUAAAGAAAACAUUUCUCCUUCAUUUCGGACCCGGGGGAAACUGCAUUGUAGUGGAGCUCUCCGAACCUCACCAUGGCGUGGCCCUGUAUCAGCAGGGCGUGCUGCAUGGCCCGCUUCUGGAACCAGCUGGACAAGGCUGACAUUGCGGUGCCUUUGGUCUUCACCAAGUACACGGACGUCUCUGAGAUGCAGCACAUCCAGCUGCAGCCGCCCGUCCACCCGCCCCAGUCCCGGGUCGCCAUAGAAACGCAGCCGUCUAGCGCAGAAAGCCGCACCACGGCAGCCGCACGCGCGCCGCGAAGGUGCGUCUCCGAGGAGCGCGUGUGCAGCUCGGUGAUGCGCGAGGACUUCAAGCACUGGAAAGUGCGACCGGAACCGAGCUGUAAACCCAAGAACGAGUACCACGGACCGGAAACGCCGUUCAACAGCGAGACCCAGUACCAGAAGGACUUCAAACCCUGGCCCAUCCCGAAAAGGUACGACCACCCCUGGAUACCCAAACCACCUACAACCAUCCCCUCCGGCGACGACCGGGAUGCGGACAGGUCCGGACAAGCCAAGCAGCACGUGGUGCUGGCGAGUGGGGACAUCGGCGUGGAGAAGAGCGCUAUUGCCGACAAGGUGCAAGAGAAAGACCUCCUCCAGGGGUCAGAGAGGAAAAAGCGGUCCAGUAAGCAGCAGGGGGAGAAGAAGGUUGUCCCGAAGGUGGAGGGAGAGAGCAGAGGCAGGGCGGCGGCGGACGCCGUGAACAGGCAGAUCAAAGAGGAGAUUUCCGCCGGCAGCUCAUACAAAACUGAAUUUAAGGCUUACAGAGAUGUGAAGCCUGCCAAGAUGAUCCGGGCCAAGUCCCAGUACCUGCCACCAGAUGAGAAGACCAGCCUAGAGACCAGCUACAGUGCCACCUUUAAGGGGCAAGCCCCACUGCAGCCCACUGACAACAAGGCCCUGGAGAGGAGGAGGAUACGCAGUUUGUACAGCGAGCCUUACAUAGAACCCACCAAACAGGUUGACAGAUAUAGUGUCCCUCGCUCUAAACCCAAAAAGCCUGGAGCCACAGCAGCAGGCCAUGGCAAGUCAGUGAAGAAACCCAAAGAUAAGCAGAGCGCUGCGCUGAAGGGCUCCAAGAAGACGACCUCGGAGAACCAGCCCGAGAACCGGCCGGCGGUGGGGGACAAGGAGAAAAGUAAAGAGAUGAACAACAAACUGGCUGAGGCAAAAGAAUCGAGUUGGUAGGAGCAUCCUCUUCCUCCGCCAUUUGAUGCCACCCACCACCCCCACUCUGCUCGCCUCCAUCUCUAGGUUGCCAUGGCUACUGGCUGCCUGGCUAGCCAAUGGAUGGCUCUUGUUGCAUGGGCCCACCAACAAGCAAUUCUGGAGGGUUGGCUUUGAUCAGCUGAGCAGAUUGCUUUGUUGAGUUUAUCAAGGAUUUUUUUCCUUCUUUUGGUGUUUUGGUUUCUAUGAAAUAGGAUAACUGAAUUGGCACUUUGGAUAGGGAUUCUCCACUUGCUAAAUUAACAGCAAAUCUGAAAAUCUUUGAUAAAUGUCCUGCUUGGUUAGUCAUGAGUGUCUGACCCAUAGCUUGUUUUGUACCUGCUCUGUCAUCUUUGCUACUGUUAAUUACUGUUGAUGUAGAGCUCAUGUAGGGCUCUGCGUGUGUGUUGGUUUCAAUGUUAUUUUGCAAUUCAAUAUCUCAUUUAUAAUUCAACUCUGUCAUAGGAUACACAAAAUUAUAUCAAUUCAUCUUAAGAAAAACACCGCCUUUGUUUCCUUCACUCAUGUGCAACCCAUUCACACAGUGGUAUUUUAGUUCACUCAAUGUUAUUUUGUAACACCCAAUUUGUUGCCAACAAGCCAUCUGGGUCUCACUUAACUGAUUAUGCAUUACACACCAGUCAUUUGCAUAGCAGAAGAGUGCUCCAGCUGAAUUAGAUAACACAUGCACUCAUAAUGACAUUUAACAUCGGAGUAAUAACAUUUUUCAGAAUCAGAGAGGGAUGAGUUUAUUUGAGCUAGAAAAUGUUUGGCUGAGUGGUUCAGUUUGUAUCGUGUCUAUCAAGCAGAGCUCAGCGACCAUAACUCAGUGUAAUCACCUCCAACACAGUCUUUAUUAACAAGACUGAGCCCUCUGUAAAGCUUCAUGUAGUUAUGUAAUCGCAGUAGCCUGCACUCAAACACACACCUCCUUUUUUGAUCUGUACUUAAUAGCAAUUUCACAUCACCUUUAAAGAGGGAGCUGUAUGAAUGAAGUACAGAUUCUCCUUUGAAAUAAAUCGUACAAUAUACUGACAUUUGUUCAAAAUUGUUUACCAGGAUAAGAAGUUUUGAUUGCAUUUUCUUCAUAAAUAAUAAGUUCACUAGUAUUUUAUUCUAAUAUAAACCAAUGAGCACAGUGAUGUAAUGUAAGUGUAACAGCAUGUUGAUUUGACAAGGCUGAGUUUGUUUUAAAAAUGAGGAUUCAACACUGGAUUUACUUUUGCUUUGUGUGGCAGGUUCAACAUGGUGGUGCCGUGAUUGUGUGUAAGAGGUAUCUAGCAAAGCAUACCAAAACAAGCUGUAAAGGCUCUGAUUUUAAAUUCUGGCUUAAUCCAAAUUUCUUCAGUGAGAUGUGUUGCAGAAAAGGGAACAAAAAGUAAGUUGUAUUGUAACUGCUUAUCUGUUAAAACUACAUAUAACCUCCCUUGUAUUUAUAGCUUAUAUUUGUGUAUACGGUAUAUUAUAGCAGGGCUUCAUGUUGGCUGAGUCCUAUACUUGGUCCAAAGCACCCAGCUGCAUCCUCUAACUCUUAGCGUAUAUACAAAGAAACACCGAUUUUGGGCUUAGAAAGAGCAUUGUACAGUCUUGUCAGGGGUGGACCCAUCAGUGUGCUCCACCCCCCCCACACACACCUCACUGUUCUCAUUAAUUCUGCUACUCAACAUCCUUCCUUCCAUUUCUGUGGUGCUUGAGACAGCAGCAACCAUCACCGCCACCACCAUGUCUAUCCAAGCUGAGCAUGCGCCCGGUCAGGAACGAGGGCCCGUCUCAUUAGCAUUUUGCAGCCUUUGGUUGGGGAACGCUUUGUCAUGUAACACAAGGGAGGGGGCUUGCAAGGGCAGUAAAUGUAAACAGUGCUUAGCACACCACACACCUGGUGCUAUCUUUGUGAUUAUUAGGCAAAUAAGGAUAGAAAGUAUGGUAAACAAAGUUAUGUCUUGGGCAAAAAAAAAAAGAAAAUUGACUGUGACGUUCUUGUGUUUCUAUCUGCUUGCUCAUAUUUAAUGAAACA